AUGCAAGUAGAACAACCAUUUCAACAAUGGGGGAUAGACUUCAUAGGCGAAAUCUCAGAUAAGUCAAGUGGAGGACAUAAAUGGAUACUUGUAGCUACUGAUUAUUUGACUAAAUGGGUGGAAGCUGUACCUACUAAGCAAGCCACUAGCAAAGUAGUAAUUAAGUUUCUAAUGGAUAAUAUUAUCUCCAGAUUUGGUGUCCCUACAAAGAUCAUAACUGAUAAUGGAAUGUGCUUUAGAUCAGAGGAAUUCAAUGAGUUUUGCAAAGAGUAUGGUAUUCAGAUAUCACAUUUGUCUCCUUACCACCCUCAAGGGAAUGGACAGGCGGAAUCAAGCAACAAAAAUAUCCUGAAAAUUAUUAAGAAACUGCUAGGAAAUAAUAAGAAAGCUUGGGAUUCCAAAUUAACUUUGGCAUUAUGGGCAGAUAGAAUAACUGUGAAAAAGUCCAUAGGAAAGGCACCAUUUGAGUUGGUUUAUGGAACUAGGGCCAGAUUGCCUUUAGAUAACUUAUUGCCCGUAUAG
Messenger RNA from Cryptomeria japonica (Japanese cedar), 522 nucleotides. RefSeq lists its product as uncharacterized. Bases 1 to 522 code for a protein of 173 amino acids. Gene Ontology annotation, biological process: DNA integration. The transcript has a single exon. The record is from RefSeq and is a predicted model, not a curated record. Lineage: Eukaryota; Viridiplantae; Streptophyta; Pinopsida; Cupressales; Cupressaceae. Gene Ontology annotation, molecular function: nucleic acid binding.